Messenger RNA from Aspergillus niger, 756 nucleotides. RefSeq lists its product as uncharacterized. Gene Ontology annotation, molecular function: ATP-dependent peptidase activity; serine-type endopeptidase activity; ATPase binding. The transcript has 4 exons. Bases 1 to 756 code for a protein of 251 amino acids. Gene Ontology annotation, biological process: protein quality control for misfolded or incompletely synthesized proteins. Gene Ontology annotation, cellular component: endopeptidase Clp complex. The record is from RefSeq and is a predicted model, not a curated record. NCBI's taxonomy places the organism in Eukaryota, Fungi, Ascomycota, Eurotiomycetes, Eurotiales, Aspergillaceae.
AUGAACACAACACGUCCUCUUCAGCGAUUAGCUCGCGUUGUUGGCCGUCAGACUGUCAAGCCGGCGCUGUCGCGCAGCUUCGCCAGCUCUGUUCCGACGCUAUCAGGUGCCCGGUCUCCGCGGGGGUGGACGCCGACGCCGUUUGUUACUGAGACCGUGGGAGGAGGAUGGCACACAUACGACAUCUUCUCUCGUCUCCUCAAGGAACGAAUCAUUUGCCUGAACGGCGAAGUCGACGAGACCAUGUCCGCCAGCAUCGUCGCCCAACUCCUCUUCCUCGAAGCCGACAACCCGCAAAAGCCCAUCCACCUCUACAUCAACUCCCCCGGAGGCUCCGUGACCGCCGGCCUCGCCAUCUACGACACAAUGACUUACAUCGCCUCCCCCGUGAGCACAAUCUGCGUGGGCCAAGCCGCCUCGAUGGGUUCGUUGCUGCUCUGUGGUGGACACCCGGGCAAGCGGUUCUGCUUGCCGCAUAGCUCUAUCAUGAUGCAUCAGCCGUCGGGAGGGUAUUUUGGUCAAGCGAGUGAUAUUGCCAUCCAUGCGAAGGAGAUAUUGAGGGUGCGGAGCCAGUUGAAUAAGAUUUAUAAGAGGCAUUUGACGGGAAAGAAGGAGAUGACGUUGGAUGAGAUUGAGAAGUUGAUGGAGAGGGAUUAUUUCAUGGGCGCGAAGGAGGCGCUGGAUAUGGGGAUUGUGGAUGAGAUUUUAGAUAGGAGGGCGGCGCCUGGUGGGGAGGGGGGUGAGGCGAUGCCGUGA